AACAUUGCAGAGUUCCUGAGACGUGCAAUACAGCCUGUGAUCCUGAGUCAACGCCAAACUGAAGAAUGUACUGUAACCAAGACUUGGAUUUUUAUAUGAGUAUAUUUAUAGUAACCUUAGGAUUCUUAUUUUUUUUAAGGCAAGGACACAAGCCUGCUCGAUAUGGGAAGUAUAUUCUACAAACAUCUAAACAAACUCAUAUUCUGCUUCCAGCAAAGCUUGGCUGGUUUAUCCAGGAGCUACCUUCAUUCCUAAUUCCGUUUGUGGUCAUAUUGUAUAACCAAGCAUGUGAUACUAUGGGAUGUAAGAUGCUCCUCUUCAUGUUUUGUGGACACUAUUUCCAAAGGACGUUUAUCUAUUCAGCUUUUACAAGAGGAAGACCUAUACCUUUAUUUAUAGUAUUUUGUGCUGUGAUAUUUUGCAGUUACAAUGGUUUCUUACAAAGUCACUGCAUGAUAUAUGUCGCCGAGUACCCUAAAGAUUGGUACAUGGAUAUUCGAUUUCAAUUAGGGGUUGUCAUAUUCGUCCUUGGAAUGGGCAUAAAUAUACAUAGUGACCAUAUUCUGCGCACAUUAAGAAAACAAAUUGAAGAAGUCUCUUACAAGAUUCCAGAAGGGGGAAUGUUUAAUUUUGUAUCUGGCGCCAAUUUCCUGGGUGAAAUUAUGGAAUGGUAUGGUUAUGCCAUAGCAACAUGGUCUCUGCCAGCAUUUGCCUUUGCAAUAUUUACAAUGCUUUGCAUUGGGCCAAGGGCUUAUCAUCAUCACAGGUUUUACCUUCAAACAUUUAAAGACUAUCCCAAACAUCGGAGAGUUCUGAUUCCUUUCAUUUUUUAAUCUUGAUUAUACAUACUGUAUGCGGCAACACAGACAGUUACGCCAUAUCUGAAUUAAAAAAGUGUAUGUGAUUUACAGCUAAAAUGACAACCAAACUAUUAUAUUGUGCGGGGUCCUACCACUAGGAGCCCCUUCCGAUCAUGAACAUGAGGACCCUGUACCCCUCAGGACACCCCAAAAUGACUGGAGUGGCAGGUUGGGCAUGCACACUGGCACUGCCACUGCAUUCAUCCCUGCUGAAGUUCUGGAGACAGCUGAGUACAUCACUCGGCUACUUCUGGGAUUCCCGCUGAAUUGAAUGGCGUGGCAGUGCGCUUGCAUGACCUGCCGCUCUGUUCA
Molecule: messenger RNA, 1172 nt
Organism: Bufo gargarizans (Asiatic toad)
Lineage: Eukaryota; Metazoa; Chordata; Amphibia; Anura; Bufonidae
Gene: SRD5A2
Product: steroid 5 alpha-reductase 2
Exons: 5
Coding region: 66-833 (255 amino acids)
Biological process (GO): steroid biosynthetic process
Cellular component (GO): membrane
Molecular function (GO): 3-oxo-5-alpha-steroid 4-dehydrogenase activity
Source: RefSeq, a predicted model, not a curated record